UUUACCGCCCAAAAGUAUUAUCUAGAGUCAAACUUUUUAACCUUGUGUUUGAAUUACCAAUGUCGCCGAUUCCUUCUGACCGCAUUUACUCGCUGGAGGGCAAGGGCCUGAAGCUGACGACGGCCGAGGACAUAGCGCCGUAUGUGGAGGAGCUGCGCAAGAUUGAGAACCUGGAGGAGCUGCGGCUAAACGGCAACACGGUCGGGCCCGAGGCCGCGCAAGCCCUGGCCAGCGCGCUGAAGACCAAAACGACGCUCAAGGUAGCGACGCUGCACGACAUUUUCACCGGACGGCUCAAGGACGACGUCAAGGCCAGCCUGGAGGCAUUGGCCGAGGCGCUGGUGGAGCUGCCGGAGCUGACCGAGCUCAAUCUCUCGGACAACGCCUUCGGUCCAUUGGGCGCCACGGCCAUGGCGCCGUUCCUGAGCAAACACACGGGCCUGCAGGUGCUCAAGCUGAACAACAACGGGCUGGGGAUCCAGGGCGGGCAGACAAUUGCUGCUGCGCUUGUCGAGUGCCAGAAAGAGUGCCUGCGGCUGGGCAGGCCGGCGGCUCUGCAUACGCUUAUUUGUGGACGCAACCGGCUCGAGAAUGGCUCGGCGCCGGCCUUCGCCAACGCGUUCGGGACGCUAAAGUCGAUGCGCCAUGUGAGCAUGCCGCAGAACGGAAUCCGCCCUGAGGGCAUUGCGGAGCUGGUCGCCGGGCUGGCCAACAACGAAAGCCUGGCCACCCUGGAUCUGCAGGACAACACGUUCACGGCGACUGGGUCAAAGGCGCUCGCCGAGGCCCUGGCGGGUUGGCAGGCACUCGAGGUGCUGAAUGUUGGUGAUUGUCUGCUGGGCGCCGAGGGCGGUCGGCUGGUUGCCGAGGCGCUUGGGCAGCGCGCUUCGCUGAAGAACAUCAAUAUGCAGUACAAUGAGAUUGAGAUGGACGGUGCGCUGGCGCUGGCCGAGUCGGUGCGCAGGCUCAAGGCACUAGUGAACUUGGAGCUCAACGGAAACCGGUUCGAUGCGGAGAGCAAUGCUGUGGAGAUGAUCAAGGCGGCGCUGGCCGAGAACGACAUUGACGAUGAUGUGCUUGGAUCGCUGUCAGAUAUGGAGGAGCUGACUGACGAUGAGGAGGAGGACGAGGACGAGGAGGACGAGGAGGACGAGGAGAAGAAGGACACGGAGCAUGCCCCGAAGACAGCGUCGGAGGCUCUCAGCAGCGAGCUGGAUGACCUGGUGUCGCAGAUGAAAGAGCAGCUCAACGUCUAGAUCACCCCCUUUUCAGUUAAAAUAGGUUUCGCAAUAAAUAUUCAAACAUGCCGA
Molecule: messenger RNA, 1310 nt
Organism: Linderina pennispora
Lineage: Eukaryota; Fungi; Kickxellomycota; Kickxellomycetes; Kickxellales; Kickxellaceae
Product: RNI-like protein
Exons: 1
Coding region: 60-1256 (398 amino acids)
Biological process (GO): nucleocytoplasmic transport; activation of GTPase activity
Cellular component (GO): nucleus; cytosol; perinuclear region of cytoplasm
Molecular function (GO): small GTPase binding; GTPase activator activity
Source: RefSeq, a predicted model, not a curated record